AUGGAAACCUGCGAGAACUUGCGCGACAAAACGGCGAACAAAGUGGCGGUGUACUUCGAUUACCCUUUCUCGGUGACGAUGAUCGAGGAGGUCCGGAAGAACAUACUAUUUCCCGCUGUCACAAUCUGUUUGAGUCAUUGGGUUAACAGUACUCGACUGUGUUCACUCCGGGGCUUAUGUGAUGCGAACAACCGUUUGAGCGACGGGAACGGCGGGAACGUGCUCCAGUACGAUGUCAAAGGUCGGAUCAAUAGCGCUCACAAGCCUCACGAGCUGUUAAGCUGCUUCAUGAGGUCCUCAGUCUCAUCCUGUGAGUCGUACGAAUGCGCGGACUUCAUGGAAAUGACCUACUUCCGGCAACCCGCUGAAAUGUGCUACACGAUCGACAUGUACCAGAAGGCCAAGCCCAAAGAUCACCCCUUGAAUUUAUGUUCGACCCUUUGGAACUACGAUUUGACGAUUUUCGGCCGUUGGGAACCAAAUCUCACCCUGAGCAUUGGGAACGCCGAAACAUUCCCGCUCAUCAUCCACAAACCGCUCACGGUCCCUCCAGAGAGGCUGUCUUCCAUCAUGAUUGAGCCCGGCAUGGAUUACACGAUCAGCGUGACGCAGAACAAAAUCAGACGGCUACCGAAACCAUACGCGUCCAGAUGCACCGACUAUCUUCGGAUGGGCUGGAAAAAAACAUUCUACGGAUAUCUCGACCAGAAUCUAUGCGUCCAAGAAUGUCGUAUGGAAAUCGAAGCUCAGCUCUGUGGUUGCAUAAGGAACGUGCACGAGUUUUCUCAUCGAGUGGAAGGCAGCGAAGCUUGCAACAGGACUCAAGAAGAGACAUGCGACCGCAAGCUGGAGGGGAAUCCCGAAGUCCCGCGGUGCGACCGGAAAUGUGGCGCGCCCUGCGAAGAAGUCGUAUACGACGUUCGGCUAACUUCGCUGGCAGAGGAGAAAACCGAAGACUCAAAACAUUCGUUCCGUUUCACGGUCAAGUUUGCAUCGUAUUCUCAGAGAAUUUUGGAGUAUCAGCCGGUUCUCUCGAUCGUGGAAAUGUUCGGCUAUAUGGGCGGGUACAUUGGGAUUUGGCUCGGUUUUUCCUUGCUGUCCGUGCUCCUCGGAUUCAAUAAGUUCCUCUGGAAGAUUCACGAGAGACGUCAGACGAGACUACGAAUGUGA
Molecule: messenger RNA, 1170 nt
Organism: Galendromus occidentalis (western predatory mite)
Lineage: Eukaryota; Metazoa; Arthropoda; Arachnida; Mesostigmata; Phytoseiidae
Product: amiloride-sensitive sodium channel subunit alpha-like
Exons: 10
Coding region: 1-1170 (389 amino acids)
Biological process (GO): sodium ion transmembrane transport
Cellular component (GO): plasma membrane
Molecular function (GO): ligand-gated sodium channel activity
Source: RefSeq, a predicted model, not a curated record